Molecule: messenger RNA, 1722 nt
Organism: Zea mays
Lineage: Eukaryota; Viridiplantae; Streptophyta; Magnoliopsida; Poales; Poaceae
Product: probable protein S-acyltransferase 6
Exons: 3
Coding region: 114-1481 (455 amino acids)
Biological process (GO): peptidyl-L-cysteine S-palmitoylation; protein targeting to membrane
Cellular component (GO): endoplasmic reticulum; Golgi apparatus
Molecular function (GO): protein-cysteine S-palmitoyltransferase activity
Source: RefSeq, a predicted model, not a curated record
GGGAAAACGACGAGAGCUUCCACCUCCCUCCUCCCCGUCCCGGCCGCUCUCUGCAGGGCAGGCCCAUGCGGGUGAGGUACCGGUGACGACGCGGCGGCCCACGGCCGGAGACGAUGAAGGGGAGGCUGCUGUUCAAGAGCCCUCUCCCCCGCAGCUACCUCUCCCAUACCUCCAGCGUCACGUCCGCCGCCGUCGCCACCCACCGCGUCUACCAAGUCUGGAGAGGAAAGAAUAGAUUCCUCUGCGGCGGGCGGCUCAUCUUCGGCCCGGACGCGAGCUCCAUCGUGCUCACGGUGGCGCUCAUCAUGACGCCGCUCGCGCUGUUCGUCGCCUUCGUCUCGUUCCGGCUCGCCGAGGUCAUCGGAAAACCCCUCGGCGCCGCCGUCCCGGUGACGGCCGUGGCCGUCGGCGUAUUCGACGUGGUGGUGCUGGUGCUGACGUCGGGGCGGGACCCCGGGAUCAUCCCCCGGAACGCCCGGCCGCCUGAGCCCGACUCCUUCGCGACGACGACGACGGAGAUGAGCUCCGGCUCCCCCGCGACGGGCGCGUCGUGGUCGCUGCCCCCGACGCGGGACGUGUACGUGAACGGCGUGGCGGUGAAGGUGAAGUACUGCCACACGUGCAUGCUGUACCGGCCGCCGCGCUGCUCGCACUGCUCCGUGUGCAACAACUGCGUGGAGCGCUUCGACCACCACUGCCCCUGGGUGGGGCAGUGCAUCGGGCGCCGGAACUACCGCUUCUUCUUCCUCUUCAUCGCGUCCACCACGUUCCUGUGCCUCUACGUGUUCGGCUUCUGCUGGGUGGACCUGCUGCUCACCUCCCGGCGGCGCGGCGGCGUCGGCAUCGGCCGCGCCGUGGCCGAGUCGCCCGUCUCCGGCUGCCUCAUCGCCUACACGUUCGUGACGGCGUGGUUCGUGGGCGGGCUCACGGCGUUCCACUCCUACCUCGUGUGCACCAACCAGACCACGUACGAGAACUUCCGGUACCGGUACGAGCGCAAGGCCAACCCGUUCAACCGCGGCGCCGGCAGUAACGUGGCCGAGAUCUUCUGCUCGCCGGUCCCGCCGUCCCGGAACGACUUCCGGGCCAGGGUGUCCCCCGCCGACCCGGACGCCGCCGCGCUCUAUUACCUCGGCCCGCUGGCGUCCGAGUCCCGGAUCAGUUUCUACACCAGGGCCAGCGGCCUCAGCUUCGAUAUGGCCAAGGCCAGCUUCGACCGCAACUACUCCGCCGCCAGCGUCGCCUCGUCCUCCGACUUCGGCGACAUCUACGGCGCCGGCGGCGGGCUCGACCGAGUAUCGUCGCACCAGCAGCCGCGGCACUCCAUCUUCGGCGUUGGCGGUGGCGGCCAUGCCAGGGAGGGCAAGAAGCAGGCGGAGGACGAAGCGGACGCCGUGACGGCGGAGCUCGGGGCCACCAUGCACAUGCACUACGGCCGCGGCGCCGGCCGCACGCGCGGGAGGGAGUUCGGGAUGGUGUGAAUGUGAUCGAGCGCAUGCACGCAGGGGAACGAGGGGACGGGUCGAGAAGAAGCAGAUGCUGCCGUGUUCUCAGUCUCUCAGCUCGAUCGAGAAUGUGAUUUGUGCGUGUGCAAUUUUGCGUGAUGUGUCGUACGUAAGUGUAAGUCGUAGCAUCAGCUUCGUUCUCCUCGUAUAUGUCUGGAAAUGGGAUGCCAUUCUACUUCCGGUGCAUGGUACCCUGUAGUUCAAGGAUUCAUGUAUA